Molecule: messenger RNA, 1575 nt
Organism: Ostertagia ostertagi
Lineage: Eukaryota; Metazoa; Nematoda; Chromadorea; Rhabditida; Trichostrongylidae
Source: the annotation of a GenBank genome assembly
AUGUGGAUCGAAACAAUACUCCAAAAGCUUCCGCGUCAAAUUAUAGAGGAAUUCUUACGUGAAAAUAAGUCCGCUGAAACAUGCACGGUCGGCGAAACAUUAGAUCAGCUCGAAGCGAGCAGAAAGAAGAGAGCCUGCAGCACACACAGAAAGCGCCUUUCAGACCCAUCUGCAAUUUCUGUGACAGAACUAACCACAGAUCUCAUGAGUGCCGCACCGUCAAAGAAGCACGCGAACGCCGAAAAAUUGCCAUGGAAAAGACACGUUAGCAAACUUCCGCUUUUGCACGUCUACCAACAACCCGCAAAAGCGACAGUUCAAAGAAAUAUCAGUGAACCUACCAAUUUUACGCCCUCUCAAGCACAUCCGCUGAAUGUAUCGUCUGCUGCUUUCCGUAAGCAACACAUUCCAGCGCAGUCUGGCACUAUCUCCGCAGGGGAACAAGUUGUGCUCAUGACGGCAGAGGGAUUGGUAUGGAACUAUUUCUCCGAACAAUACCAUAGAGCACUCUUCCUUUUUGAUACAGGUGCACAACUGAGUCUGAUUUUUAGAGAACUCCACCCAGCAUCUGGGUCUACCCGUGCUAAAAAAACGGAGCAAUGUUCAUUAUCAGGAAUAAAAAUAAAUGUUCGACAUGAAGACUCAGGUAUUUUUUUCACAGAGGAAGAAAUUGAUGAUGAAAAUGCAAAUUCCUAUCUUUCGCGAUAUGCUAAACUACUUCAAUACGAUGGCGAAACCGUUAGUGCCCCUUUCCCUCUGAAAAGCAAGACGUGUAGAAUUAGCGACAAUUACAAUAUGGCCUUCCGUCGCCUAGUCGCGCAGAUGAAACAUCUGGCACAGUUUCCCGAAAAAAGAGCGUGGUACGUAAAAACAAUUGAACAUAUGCUCAACAUGGUUCUUACGGCCUACUUGCAGAAAUGUGACACACCGCUCGCGAACGAAAUCUUAUCGCUACUUUACGUGGACAAUGUUCUACUGGGAGCUUAUUCCAAAGAAGAAGCAGUAGAAAAAUACAAAGAAUCUAAAGCAUUGUUCUCUGCAAUAGGCAUGAAUCUGCGAGCAUUCGUAAGCAAUUGCACAGAGGUCAACGAUCAGAUAAAAAAGGAAGAUAAAGCACCAUAUGAGCAGAUGAAACUUCUCGGAGUUGACUAUGACCCUAUAACGGACACCUACUCUCUGAAAACUGGGUUUUCUUCCCAGCCUAAGGUAAAAAGAGAUUAUGUGAAACAACAUCAUUCAAUUUAUGAUCCCAUCGGUCUUGGCGCGCCACUCAUGAUACGACAAAAACAUAUGCUCAGGAGCAUGUUCCAGAAAAAUUUGGAGUGGGACUCUGUGGUAGAUCCUGAGUUCGCCCUAGAGUGGCAGAAAACAACACAAGCCAUUAGCAAUUUCCACGUGCAAAUUCCACGACAAAUGGACCCACGAAGUAUGGACAGCGAUUUCUUCUACAUUUACAAGUAUCUCCAAGGACAGUCAGUCAGUGGCUUCGAAAACGACCUAACCUUGACGAUAGAAGCUAUUCAUCGACAAAUGCGAAAUGGACCUCGAGUGAGGAAAAAGAAAAGGAAAAGUUGA